AUGGCGCGCCGCAUAGUAGUGGACGAUGCCUCGGCCGCUAUCGAAUAUGCCGCGACCUGGGCGGCCGCGAACGUCGCGAAGGGGGGCUUUGGGCCGGUGUAUAGGAACACGACGCAUGUGACGACGACGGACGGGAGCAGGCUGAGUUUUGUGUUCAACGGCACGUCGGUGGCGGUGGCUGGGCCUACGAAAGUGACGACGCUGGCGGAUGGGACGCGUGACCCGAGCUGGGCGUGCACCGUCGACGGGAUCGCGAUCGCCUCGGGCACGCCGGCGGUCGAGAACGGGUGGACGCUGUGCAGCGUCGACGUCGUCGGCGGCCCCGGCCCGCACAGCCUCGCGCUGACGGUGCACACGCGGGGCACGCCGGUUUAUGUGGAUAGCGUGUUGUACGCGCCAGCGGACGGGGCGUGGGACGUGGACGGCGCGGUGGUGGAGUAUCCAAAUACGGACGCGAGUGUGAGCUUCGGGACGGGCUGGCAGGCGUGGGGCGCGCAGCAGCUCACAACGACAAAGGGCGCGCAGGUGGCAAUCAAUUUCCACGGAACGGAGGUCGUGCUCAUGGGCUACAUCCCCAACGAGCUCGCUCGCACCCCCACGACGGGCACGUACACCAUCGACGAUUCCCCACCACAGACGUUUGCGCUCGCGGCCAGCAAUGCCAGUGCCAAUGCUGUCAUACUGUCCGCCACGGGGCUCACACCCGCCGUCCACAACCUCGUCGUCACGUACAAGGGCGACGCGGGCCACGCGCCGCUCCCCGUCGGCGCGUUUUACGUCACCAACGCGGUCGUCUCCAGCCCGUCGUCGUCUUCAUCCGGCGCCGGCGCCCGGGCGACGGCCACGCCCGGGCCCGCUUUACACAAAGCCAGUCCAGUCGGCGCGAUCGCCGGCGGCGUCGCGGGCGGUGUAGGCGCCCUUCUGUUGUUCCUCUUGGGUACUGUGUGCUGGCGACGUAGACGCCACGUUGCCAGAGAAGAGAGGGACAAGAUGGAGCCCCAACCGUGGGUGAUGAGCGACGCCGGCGCGCGGGCCAGCGGAUACGGAAGCGGCCCGAGCGUGCGCAGUGCCGGCACGCCAAGCCGGCUGUACGACGGCCCGGCCAGAGGCUACUCCUCUCCUCCAUUUGGAAGCGAGAGCGGCCGCUCCGAUGCUACGCCCUCGGCCUCACGCCUGUCGUCCGCCGGGAAUACGAAGCUCGAGCCGCAGCGCGCGGCGUCGCCCCCUGUGGUCACCGUCGUCCAGCAGCAUCAGGACAGCGGCGUGCGCUACCGUCCGGGGGUGUCCCCGGAGGUGGCCGUCGUAGUGGAGGAGCUGCCGCCGGGGUAUAGCCGGGACUGA
Molecule: messenger RNA, 1341 nt
Organism: Mycena indigotica
Lineage: Eukaryota; Fungi; Basidiomycota; Agaricomycetes; Agaricales; Mycenaceae
Exons: 3
Coding region: 1-1341 (446 amino acids)
Source: RefSeq, a predicted model, not a curated record